GCAAAGUGUAUAUCCUCGUUAGUCGUUAUCAUCACUCUAUCCUUUAAUUAAUCCUUCCCUUUCUCACUUUGGAAGCUACAACAAUGGCGCAUUCCCAGUUUUUGUUCAUUUCGAAUCGUCUCGAUUUAAUUUCACUUCAAUAAACCUAAUUUUAAUUCACGAAACAAUCAAAAUCACCCUUCUUUUUAAAAUUCAAUUAGGGUUUUUGACCAAGUAAUCAAGAACACCAAAAAUGGCGGAAGUGUUGAUUUCAUCGUCGUCAUCAGAGGUUAGAGAAAUAUGGAAGGAAAACAAAGGAGGAGGUUGGGCUGCAGUUGCUGCUAUCUCUUUCAUUUUCAUCUGGCAAAUUUUCAAGUACUUUUUUCCGAUUUUACGAUGUUUUGUUGCUCGGUUUCGACGCACUUCUCCUUCUCUUUCUCCUCCUAUUUCUCUCUCCUCCGAUGACGCUUCUCUCGCCUCUUCCCGAAUAUCAGACCUUGUACCAGAUGGUGAUUUGAAAAGUUUGAUUGACAAUUUGGAUGAGAAAGAAAAUGAGACUGGAAAUGGAAAAUGGGAAAAUGUCAUUGAGAAAAGCAAGACUUCUCUGUCCUACGAGGCAAAGUGCUGUAAACCAAAGGAUGGCCCUCUCAAGUAUUUGAGUGUGACUGUUUUUGAAAAUUGCUCCGCUGAAACUUUAAGAGACUUCUAUAUGGACUGCGAUUAUAGGAAGCAGUGGGACAAAACGGUGGUUGCUCAUGAGCAAUUGCAGAUUAAUAAAGAAAGUGGAACUGAGAUUGGGAGGACCAUAAAGAAAUUUCCGCUUUUGACGCCUAGAGAAUAUAUUUUGGCGUGGAAGAUCUGGGAAGGCAGCAACAAGACAUAUUACUGCUUUACAAAGGAAUGUGAACAUCCAUUGGCACCGUUACAGAAGAAGUAUGUACGUGUUGCAUUUUUCAGAUCUGGGUGGAGAAUACGUCAAGUACCUGGGAGAAAUGCAUGUGAAAUCAAAAUGGUGCAUCAAGAAGAUGCUGGUUUGAAUGUGGAGUUUGCGAAAUUGGCAUUUGCAAAAGGAAUAUGGAGUUAUGUGUGUAAAAUGGAAGAUGCUCUGCGCAAGUAUUCUUCAAUCCGCCCUCUGCAGUCAAGUUCAAUGACUGCUGUUUCUCUCAUUCAGAAGGUCCCUCUUGAGCUAAAUGCCAUAAUCGGAGCUGCAGCUUCGGAUGUAGCUACCAGCUCUGGUUCUAGCAAUGGCACCAACGGUCAUAAAAAUGGAGCUAAUUCGCAAAAACUUAAGAGGAAGCCUUCAAAGAAAAUGAUAGCUAAUGGUUUGCUUCUUCUUGGAGGCAUUGUAUGUUUAUCCCACGGCAAUCCGGGUGUAGGUGCCAAAGUUGCCAUUGCCUUUGUUUUGAAGAAGUUAAGUAAACGGGGCUCAUCAUGUCGUCAGAACCAGCAGAGUUAAUUUACAAGUUUAUACACCAUACAAUCUGAUAGCUUUUCCAGAUAUGCAGACAUUGGUCUCCUGAAUUGGGUUUCUCAUCUGUACCUCAUAUUCCAGAAGGGACUGGAAGAAGAUAGCGAAAAGACUGUGCUCUCCCUCAAGCUUGGAGUUGUAUAUAUGUGAGUACAUCUAUAUAAUAUUUCGGUUGCAAGUUAACUCACACGUGUAUAUGCAACUUUACCUUGUGCUCAAUCUGAUGACAUACGAAGUCUUUCUUCUUUCAUUGUUUAUUUUGAUAUGUAACAGAGAUGAGGAUCCAUAUUUUUUGACAAGUUUGUUGUAUAGUUUUUUUUUUUGGUCAACUGAAGUAGAUGUAAUAUUUGUAACAGUUGACUGUGCACUAUUGAUGUAAUAAUGUUGCAUAGAAUUACAUUUUCCUUCUAUUUCAUUGAAGUUGAUGUAAUCAAUGGAAGUUUUGUUCUCUA
This is a messenger RNA of Spinacia oleracea (spinach), 1899 nucleotides long. RefSeq lists its product as uncharacterized. Lineage: Eukaryota; Viridiplantae; Streptophyta; Magnoliopsida; Caryophyllales; Amaranthaceae. Gene Ontology annotation, molecular function: lipid binding. The record is from RefSeq and is a predicted model, not a curated record. Bases 233 to 1435 code for a protein of 400 amino acids. The transcript has 6 exons.